AUGUCAAAUCCUAAGAAAAACGCUUCUAUUGUUUGGAAGCACUUUCGAAGGGACCCAAAUACUCCUGAUGUGGCCACUUGUUCGAUUUGUAAUAACAAGUACAAAAGAUCUAACGGCACAACCAACUUAUUAGACCAUUUGAAACGUAAACAUUUUACUGUAUUAUGCCGUGAUGAGUUACAACACACUGAGACUGAACAGAUUGAAGAAGAUAGAAAUCAACCUGGAACAUCAGGGGAACGACAAUCUACAGGUGUUUUGUCUCCUUGUAAUAAUCCAGUUAUGGCAGUAACCAGUGUUGUUAAACCAGUAUUAAAGAGGCAAAAACAACUUUUAUUGUCUAAUAGAUUUGGUACACCAUCGGAAAAUCAAGUUAGAGCGUUCCAUGAAGCUAUUGUGAAGAUGAUAGCUGAAGACCUUCAGCCUCUUUCGAUUGUUGAAAAUUCAGGAUUUCGUAGUAUGAUACAGCUUUUGGACCCCAGGUAUGAAAUUCCCAGUAGGAGAUCCCUUGGAAGAACAAUAAUACCUAGAAUAUUUUCAACAGUCCAAAGUAAAGUUGAAGCUUUGUUAAAUGAAGCAAGACAUGUAGCUAUCACAACCGACAUUUGGACGUCAAUGAAUACAGAUUCAUAUCUGACUAUGACCGUUCACUUUCUAAGUCAAACCCAACUGAAAACUUUAGUGUUAUGCACAAAAAAAUUAGACUGUAAUCAUACUGGUGCAAAUAUUUGUGAAAUUAUGCGCGAAGAAUUAAAUAAGUGGAAUAUUUUUGAAAAAGUUGUCGCAGUGGUAACGGAUGGUGGAGCAAAUAUUAAAUCUGCAGUCAGGCAUAUGGGACUGUCACAUUUACCGUGUACUGCGCAUAAAUUAAAUUUAAUAGUUCAAAAAGCAUUAGAAUUGUCAGAUAAUGAAGAGAUUGGACCAGAUGACAAUACUGAUGAAAGUGAUCUAAAAAAAAUAUUUAAGAAGUGUCGUAACAUAGUUGGUUUUUUUAAGCGAAGUGAAGUGGGUAACAGAAUGUUAGUCGAAAAACAGAAGCAACUUGGAAACGAAACGGUCCUUAAAUUAAAACAAGAUGUACGUACUCGCUGGAACAGCACAUUUCUCAUGUUAGAACGGCUAAUUAAACUUAAAGAACCACUCACCAUAGUGAUGAUGACUUUAAAAGGAGCUCCAACUAAUCUCAGCUCCGAAGAAUGGAAUAUAAUUGAGGAUAUGAUACCAUUACUAAGACCAUUUGAUAAGUUAACUGUUGAGCUCUCUGCAGAACAUUAUCCGAUGAUUUCAAUGGUUAUACCAUUAAUACGAGGUCUGCAAAGUUCAUUAGCAUCAAAAAAUCCCAAUACCCAACUUGGAAUAUUUAUUAAAAAUAGAUUAAUGGAAAAUACUACCAAGCGUUUCGAUAGCCUAGAAGAACAAACUUUAACACCACAUUUUUCUAGGGCUACAUUGUUGGAUCCGAGGUGCAAAAAGGUUGUGUUUGGGUUGGAAGUAAAUGCUAAAGAAGCAGAAACAUGCUUAGUUUCUGAAACAGCUGCUUUAAUUAGUAAUGUUUCAAACACUGAACAAACUACCCAUACGUCUGAAGUAAAUCUUGACACCGAUGGCGACAAUGUGUGGAAUUUCCUCUAUUCUAGAGUUUCAAAUGUCCAGUCUCAGACAACGAGUAGAAGUAGUGCUACAUCCUUAAUGAGGCAAUACUUAAGUAUGCCUCAUCAAGACUUGAAGUGCAAUGUGGCUGAAUUUUGGAAUGACCACAAGACUGUGUUAGCUCCACUAAGUGAUAUAGCAUUAAAAUAUAUUAUAAUUCCAGCAACCUCAGUGCCAGCAGAGAGAAUUUUUUCCAAAGCAGGGCAAAUAUUAAGCGCUCGGCGCAAUAGGUUAUUACCCAAAAAUGUAGAUCAAUUAAUUUUUUUAAACAAAAAUAUUAUGUAA
Messenger RNA from Macrosiphum euphorbiae (potato aphid), 1935 nucleotides. NCBI's taxonomy places the organism in Eukaryota, Metazoa, Arthropoda, Insecta, Hemiptera, Aphididae. The record is from the annotation of a GenBank genome assembly.